AUGUCCGACAAAGUCGUUAAUCCCAAAAGAAAAAGAAGUAGAUAUCCUCGAAAAGUUGUGCAGAAGUUAAAGUCUGUCGGGCAAGCUAUUGAACCUAAUUUACCAGUCAAUGGUGUCUCAAGUGCCGAUAAACCAUCUUCAAACAAUGCAUACUAUCCUCAUUGGUCUCAUGAUGACCUAAUUUCGGGUGUCAGGAAUGGAACACUUCUAUCGGGCGGCCUUCGUAUCAAUCCGAAAAACUUCGAAGAUGGAUACGUAAAGCAUCCGGCUGGUGAUGCUGAUGUAUAUAUCUCAACUUUAGCAUCCAGAAACCGAGCACUACCAAAUGAUAUCGUUGCUGUCAUGUUGGAACCAAAGCGUAACUGGAGGGUAUUUGAUUCUUUUAUCGAUGAAUCAACCAUGAGAGAAAUCGGGGAUUCAAAUCAGAAGAAGAAACCUAGAUAUGUUACUUUGGAGCAGUUUCUUAAGAUUCAACCUAUGGGGUUAGAACAACUCAUAGGAAGUCGUCUUGCAGAAGAGAUCAUACGGGAUCUAGAUUCACCUUUAGAUCCUACGGAUUCCUCCUCAGGUGAGCAUGAUGUGCAAAGUCACAGAGCUUGGUGGGCGAUUAUACAAAGGACUGGCCAUGUUGUUGGAAUCCUUCAGUCUCUACAUUCCCGUGCUUUCAUUGGAAAUCUUCAAAUUCCUAGUAAUUUCCAAACUCCGAAAAAAGUAUCUCCGAAAGGUGAUCAGAAUAAUAACCAAUCAGAACCUAUGCGUACAGAUCCAGCUCUGUCUAAUUGGAGGAAUGCUGUGCUCAUACCUACGGAUACACGCCUACCACGAGUCUUCAUACCUCGUGAAGCUUGUCCGGAAGGAUUCCUGAAAAAUCCAGAAACCUACAAAAACGUUCGUUUCAUUGGUCGUAUCACUGAAUGGCUUAAUUCGAGUAUGUUCCCAAAGGGGGAGCUGUUACGAGAAUUGUCUUGUGAUUCUUCCACUUUGAUUCAGGAUGAGACGGAUAGGAUUUUAGUUGGUGCAGGAUUUAUUUGGGGUUUGGAUGCAGCUUUUCAGUUUCCUGAUAUUGUCAUUGAAUCAGUUCGUUGGUGUACAUAUAGCUGA
This is a messenger RNA of Schistosoma rodhaini, 1101 nucleotides long. NCBI's taxonomy places the organism in Eukaryota, Metazoa, Platyhelminthes, Trematoda, Strigeidida, Schistosomatidae. The record is from the annotation of a GenBank genome assembly.